UGUCACUGCUUAGCACAUGUGUGCGUUUGUAUGUAUAUACGCUUAAAUAUUCAGUGCUAGUUAUUUUUGCUAAAAUUGUGCAUAAUUAACAGUUAACCGACAUGAAUGUCAGUACGGAUUUUAAGCCUGUGCUGACCCGCGCCGCGCUUGCAUUGAAGAAAUCAGCGGAUGAAGCUGAAUUUAAGGCUUUGGUAUUCCAGGAACCACAAGCGACAAUAACAACAAACAAACCAGAGAAAUUAUCAACAGAUAGUAGCACAGGCAAAACAACAAAUGUAAAGAGGCCAAAGGAAGAGGAUAAUGAAUUCGACAUUAAGAAAGCACGCCAAGAGGUGCUCAACUUUGCCAUAUCCAAUCAACGGACGAUCAAGAACAAACGAAAAAUGGAAAUAUUUCAGCUGGUCAAACUUGGCGCCAAGCCACCAAAAAAGGCAUACAAAAACUACAAGGAACUGAAGGCGGAACGCAAACGUCUACAGGAAAUCCGAGAGGAGCGCAAGAAAUUCCAUCAAUUGGGCAAAAAUCAGACUGGCGCAGCGAGCGUCAAGUGCAACAAGAAAACGAAGGAAAAGCGGCGAGCGCCUGUUGCUAAUAUAAGCCAGCAUUAUGGCAAAGCAGAACCGAAGUUUAAGAAACGAAAUUAAAAGACUUAAAACUA
Molecule: messenger RNA, 658 nt
Organism: Drosophila mojavensis
Lineage: Eukaryota; Metazoa; Arthropoda; Insecta; Diptera; Drosophilidae
Exons: 1
Coding region: 102-644 (180 amino acids)
Source: RefSeq, a predicted model, not a curated record